Molecule: messenger RNA, 1217 nt
Organism: Silurus meridionalis
Lineage: Eukaryota; Metazoa; Chordata; Actinopteri; Siluriformes; Siluridae
Gene: b2ml
Product: beta-2-microglobulin, like
Exons: 4
Coding region: 131-481 (116 amino acids)
Biological process (GO): positive regulation of T cell activation; immunoglobulin production involved in immunoglobulin-mediated immune response; antigen processing and presentation of exogenous peptide antigen via MHC class II
Cellular component (GO): MHC class II protein complex
Molecular function (GO): MHC class II protein complex binding
Source: RefSeq, a predicted model, not a curated record
UUCGCUUCAUUUUCCUUCAAGCUUUGAGGAGUCGGUAGUGGUUUAGGAGAUCCGUGACACCAGCCCAGCUGUUUUUUAAGCGGAAAUCAAUUUAUUUAUAACAAACUUAUAUCGAAAUUCAUUUGAAAACAUGCGUCUUCUGCUGUCUUUCUUGGUGAUCGCUGUUUUCAGCGCAAACGCCUUCGCUAAGAAUUCUCCACCUAAAAUCCAGGUUUACAGCCGUAACCCUGGUGAAUUUGGCAAAGAUAACACGCUGAUCUGCCACGUAAGCGACUUCCACCCCCCAGACAUUGAAAUCAAACUGAUGAAGAAUGGUCAGGAGAUUCCAAAUGCCAAGCAGACCGACCUGGCCUUUGAGCAGGGAUGGAAGUUUCAUUUGACCAAAAGUGUGCCCUUUAAGCCCGCCAGCGGUGAUACAUACACCUGCGAUGUCCGACACCUGGCGGAGAAAAAGACUAUCACAUGGGAGCCAGACAUGUAAAACUCCUGCUCUUCAUUCCGGGUCUCUCCACUGUUUCUAUUAUCGCACAUACAAACCAUCAAUUCAUCUGUCCUCAGUAAAAUAAAGUCUGUAUAUCUGUCUGUAUCGGGCUGGGAGAUAUGGAACAUUCGAAAACCAUUAUGAAAUGAUUAUAAAUACGCAGUAUGAAAUAGGGUGUUCGGUUUCACCGACAAAGAAACAAAAAUAUUGCUCUUUUUGAUGAGAAAGCAUGAAAUAUUUGAUUCAGCAGUCACUAACAUUUUCAACAAGAGACUGGAUGAAAAUAUAUAAAAAAAAAAAAUUUUGACACUAUAAAAGCCAAAAAAAAAAGAAAAUAAACAAACAAUAUGUAUGUACAAUUCUAUCGCCCAGCCCUGUGUUAUUCACUUUUUAGAUAAUCACUGCAAUAUCUUUACAGUUUCUUAUGUAAUAACUACAAUUUUCUCUAGUCUGAAAAGUAACCUGCUUUGAAAAUGUAGAAAAUGUUUUUUUCUUUUAAAUAUUACAUAAUUGUCACCUAUCCUCUUUUUUUUCUGACUUAUUUCUGAUUCUUAAGGGUUGUAAAAGUAAAUAGUUAUAUUUUGUGUUUGUUUUAAUGACCUUUCUUUUAACUGUUUUUUAAACUUACAAAUUAUUGCUAGAAAAUUAUGAUGAUGAUGAUCAUGUCAUUUUACAAUGGUAAUGGAUAAUGGUAAUUGGUACCAAAGAUGAAUUAAAGAUUUUGUCCUUUCCCCAA